GGUUAUACCGAGUGACGCAGGACACUCAAACUAAAGAGUGAGUCACGCAGCUUUUAAUUCCAAAAAGCCGCCAGGAAUUGGUAUUCCAGGCAGCUCACUUUAAUCCCAUUGCUGGACACCUAGGGCAGGAUAAGACACUAGCCCGAAUAAUGGCCCGAUUCUAUUGGCCGGGGAUUCGUGGCGAUGUCCGUAGGUGGUGUACGGCGUGCCGCAAAUGCCAGUUAGUGAAUCCAGCGGCCAUUCCAAAAACGCUUUUGUGCCCUCUUCCAUUAAUCGAGACCCCGUUUGAAAGAGUUGGGAUGGAUCUCGUCGGGCCAUUAGAUCGGUCAACACGAGGGUACCGCUUUAUAUUAGUUCUGGUGGACAAUGCAACGCAAUACCCGGAAGCAGUGCCUCUGCGCAAUAUCUCAGCACGCAGUAUUGCGGAGGUGCUCUUCCGCGUUAUCUCCCGAGUUGGAAUCCCGAAAGAGAUUCUGACUGAUCAAGGCACCACGUUUAUGUCACGGACACUGCGCAAACUGUAUGGGUUAUUGGGGAUUAAGCCGAUCCACACCAGCGUGUAUCACCCACAAACGGACAGUUUAGUGGAACGGUUCAAUCGCACCCUCAAGAAUAUAAUUAAAAAAUUCAUAAGUGUGAGGGAAUUUUUAAUGGAUGAACAUUAUUAUUCUCUGUGUUUCUGUGUGUUGAGCUCAAGUGGCCUAUACUGAGAAAGAUGUUUUUUCCUAUGUUGUAAUCGCUUUUCUGUGGCCUUGGUGGUAAUGAGCAGGGUGCUUGAGUUCAUCCUAGCUUGCAUCUUCUCAUGAUGUAACCACCUCUCCUGACCUUGGUGGUGAUAAGCAGGGUGCCUGAGUUCUCAUAACUACGCAUCCGCCCGCACGCCAGGUGCACGCUCUAACAAAGCUUCAUAGAAAAUCUUGAGCCAAUCACGUGAAGAUGCAAGCAGUAAGCAAAUGCCUUUAGAGUAUAAUAGAUAGCAGCCACUAAAACACAACUCAGAGAGCGCGCGCGUACUCUCACAUCACUAGAGGUGAUGUUCUGCUUUAAUUUUCUUUCUUUCCUUUCUUAUAUACCUUUGUAUGAUUUACUUUAAUAAAUGACUGAAAAGACGACUGUUAAGCGUUCUGAAGUGUUUAUUAGAAAUUUCCAUUACAAUUUGGCGUCCCCUGGGUGGGCCCUAUGCGUCUGAUCCUCGGACGACGGAACACUCCCACGGCUACGGUGCGGAGCUGAGAACUCGGACGAGAGACCAGGCCAUCAGGGCUCACCGAACCAAUGGACCCUGACCUGGAGUCUGCCCCACCACCCCGACACACACUGCCUCCUCAGCAAGGCGGAGCAUCAUUCCCACAAGCGCCUCACCCACAGAGAAGGGGAGAAGUUGAGACGAAGGAAAAAACUGAGCCUCUGGAAUCUCCUCCAGCCUACCAGCCGCCUCCAGCAUCAGCACCUCCCCUCGCUUCUCCAUCACACACGAGAUCCGGUCUUACAUAUGGUGAUGGAAAAGAUACUCUCCUGGACCUGACCACGUGCUCACCAGUGGGUCCACAAGGCCAUAAUCUAAAGUCUGAAGUCCUUCAUCUUCCAAUGGUGGAAGUGGCUGGAGCUGAUGGCGUGCUUUUAGUCCACAGACCCUGGACGACAGCAGAUAUGAAGGAAAGCAUGGCUUCUCUUCCCAAUGUGAGAGAGGUAGGAGGAAAGACAUUUGGUAAUGAGCUGUUGAUAUUUUGCAGAGAAUUCCGACCGACCACCCAUGAACUUCGCCGCCUACUCAUGAUCAAGAUGGGUAUAGAUUGGAGCAAAGUUUCCAAAGAUUGGCCGGAAGCUGACCAGCGAAUGACUACACCAGACUGGAGCGCGGCUGGCAAUAGUGAGUAUAGAGAUACCAUCACUGCUCUCUGUGCUCGUCUGGAUAGUGCUUUUCCUUUGAACAUAGACAUGACUAAGAUCAGUAUGUGUAAGCAAGAAGAUGGAGAAGGGGUGUCAGCAUUUCUCACCCGUCUCACUGCCGUGCAUGAGAAACACAGUGGCCUGACCAGACCCGCGACCCUGGCUGGAGUGGAAGGCACUCCUGAGGUCUGGGAAGCGCACCUGCGGAACAGUUUCAUGAGCGGUAUGGAUCCAGCAGUGGCCAAGUUAGUAAAGCAGCUCUGUCUCCUGUGGGAAACCACCAGUCUCACCAAGAUCGAGCAGUACGCUGUGCAUGCAGAAAAGCUGCUGAGAGAGAAGGAGAAGACAAAGUCGACAGAAAGAGACCAAGAUCUACACGCCGCCACUCUCACUCUUUUCCAGACUGUUCAGCCUGGAGAAAAAGGAACAAGAAGAGGAAGAGGUCGAAGUAGGGGCCGAGACAGGACGACCUGGAGUUACUCGUCCUGGAUAAAGGGUGCAACCUGCUACAACUGCAAUCAGAAGGGACACAUUGCUCGAAAUUGUCUCCACAGAAGCAGCCAGAAGCCCUGUGAGGAGUACAGCAAAGCAGACUGAUGGGUGGACUCUGGGAAUGGGCCCCACACAGAGAACAGGGGAGGUAACACACACACACCUGAUGAUACACAUACACAUAGACAGGAGCAUUCACAUAACGUUAAACACAUUAGUAGCAGCACCUGCAUGCAACAGCAAGACUACACAGAAACGCCCGAUAUACCAGUCCAAAUAAAUACACCUGAAGUUGCAUUAAGUUUGUUAAAAUACACAACUACUCCCUUUUCUAAACUCCCUUGUAUGCCCCUCACUGUGUGUGGGCAUGUGUUAACCUUUUUAGUAGAUUCUGGAGCAGCACACUCAGUGAUACAACAUGGGGUACUUCCAGUAGACCCACCGCUCAGCCCAAAUUCUAUUCAGACAGUGGGCAUCUCAGGACGACCUGUAACCGAAACUUUCUCAGUCAACCUCCCAUGUGAAAGCGAGGGAGGAAUAGUUACGUCCCACUCAUUUCUCAUCUCACAUACAUGUCCAGUGAAUUUGUUAGCACGUGAUUUAAUGUGCAAAUUAGGAGUAAAUCUCAUGUCCACUCCAGAUGGGCUAACCAUUGAAGUAAGUGAAAUGUGCGGUGUGCAGUAUGGGUUUGGAAGCCCCCUGUAUGUGUAUGUCUGGCGACUCUGCUCAGAUCAGCUCACACAAACUCCAAAACACCUUGUACAGCUCGCACGCUUGAACACCUCAUCAGUUGACACAGAUUAUAUGAAAGAGGAAGAUUUGCAUUGUACAGCACAUGUUCACCAAGGGCAAGAUGUAGAGUUUGAAAAGACUUGGUUUGCAGACCCCCACACACGUGAAAGAUUGACCCUCAAAACUACAUAUUGGUCUAAACAUUAUUGUGCUGUGCAGGUCCAUUUUACUCAUUGUCCAAACAGCUGCAUCAAUGCUAAUCGCAGUGUUCUCAAACAUGUUAUGCACAGCCUCAGAACAGAGGACUCUGAGGUUGACUGCUGCCAACAUGAUUUCUUUGACAUCAUUGAUUCUAUACCUCAUGUCUCAUUAGCAAAACCGCGAGCCGCCCAUUGGAAAGACGUGGGGAAGUGGGUCAAGAAGUGUGCAGCCAAUGACAAUGAAUGGUCCUGAACAGAGGACCCUAGUGUGUUGUUUUGUCAAAGGCUUGGGGUCUACAAGCAAAGUCAGGCUGUGUGUGUGCAUGUUAAGCGCAGAGUAAUACUAGCCACUGAUGACCAGGGUCCUGGGGACCCCAGCCAUAGUGGCCUGUUUGUCUCUGUUUCCACAGGCAUAACUCCAGCAGAGGUGCACCCCAAAUUGGCGGGAGUUCCAAAUUCCGUUUGGGCAAAGGGUAAACAUGAUGUGGGCCUAAUAAAGAAUGCUGAACCAGUGGUGAUCACCCCCAAAUCGGAUUUCAGGCCUAGGCAGACCCAGUAUCCACUCAAACCAGAAGCAAUUGCAGUUAAGAAGGCAAGAAAAUCGUCUCAGCCCGAUGAGUGGAGGUUUGUCCAAGAUCUGCAAGCAGUCAAUGCUGCGGUUGUUCCACGCGCACCUGACGUCCCUAACCCAUACACCAUUUUGGGCCAGGUGCCCACUGACAGUAAGUGGUUUUCAGUGGUGGAUCUAGCAAAUGCGUUCUUUUCUAUUCCUAUACAUAAAGACAGCCAAUAUUGGUUUGCCUUUAUGUAUGAUGGUCGUCCAUACACUUUCACUCGUUUGUGCCAGGGUUACUGUGAGUCCCCAACCAUAUACAACCAGUGCCACAGAGACAGCCUCGCUUCGUUAACUUUGUCACCAAGAUCAGCUUUGCUGCAGUAUGUUGACGAUUUAAUGAUUUGUGCCCCAACUAAAGCUCAAUGUGAGGAUGACACCAUAACGCUACUGCGACACCUCGCUAAGGAAGGUCAUAAGGCUAGCCUCACAAAAUUACAGUUUGCAAAACAGAAGGUGCAUUUCUUGGGGCAUGAUAUCACAGGGGAGGGAAAAACGCUGUCUGCGGACAGAGUCUCAGCUAUUCAGAAAAUUCCCAAGCCGAUCACUGUGAAACAAGUUUUGUCAUUUUUGGGUAUGUGUUCCUAUUGCAGAGCAUUCAUUCCAAAUUAUUCCAUCCUGGAAAGUCCAGUGAGAGAGCUCGUGCACGGUUCGUCCCUCACCGCUUCAUCACCUGUCGUAUGGACACCAGAAGCUGAAGAAGCAUUCCUGGCCCUAAAAGGCGCCCUGCAGACCACACCCACACUGGGACUGCCUGAUCCCAAUAAACCAUUUGUUCAAACUGUAGAUGAAAAGAAGGGUUUUAUGACCUCUGUUCUUUUGCAGAAACACGGGGAUAGAUUGAGACCUGUAGCUUACUUCUCCAGCAGGCUGGAUCCAGUGGCGGCUGGACUUCCUGUUUGCCUGCGUGCAGUUGCUGCAGCUGAAAAGGCGGUAACUGCCUCCAGAAAUAUUGUGGGGUAUUCUAACCUCACCCUUUUGGUCCCACAUGCUGUCUCCCUGCUUCUGUUGGAGAAAAAGAUGUCACAUUUGUCAGCACAGAGAUGGUUGAAGUAUAACACAGUCAUACUUGAUAUGCCUAACAUCACUGUGAAACGUUGUACUGUUCUGAAUCCUGCCUCUCUUCUCCCUACAGAGGACGAUGGAGAGCCACAUGACUGUGUUGCUCUCACUAACGAUUUUUGUUCCCCCAGGGCAGAUUUAAAGAGCGACCCUUUGGAAAAUCCAGACAUGAUCCUCUAUGUGGAUGGUUCAGCCUCCAGAGACGGGAAAGAACAAAGUAGGUUUUGCCAUAGUCUCAGAUCACGAGGUCCUCAAGGCGUCACGUCUGCCCUCGAACCUGUCGGCGCAGGCUGCAGAGCUCUGUGCCCUCAUUGAGGCAUGCAAAUUGGCGGCAGGGCAAUCUGUCAAUAUUUUUAUGGACAGUAGGUAUGCAUUUGGCAUUGUGCACGAUUUUGGCACCAUUUGGAAACAGAAAUUUUCUCACUAGCACAGGAUCUCCCAUUGCACAUCAUAAACUGGUCUCUGAGUUGUUGGAUGCUGUUCUACUCCCUAGAGCUAUUGCUGUGUGUAAGUGUGCUGCCCAUUGUGCUGCCAACAAUACUGAUCUUGUGUCUCAAGGGAAUGCCAGGGCGGACGCGGCAGCUAAGUGUGCAGCCUCGGCUUCCAGUUCACCCUCUAACCUUGCCUUUCCUCGGGUUUUUACCCCUUGUUUACAGCUAGGGGACCUUCAGAGCACUGCCACCCAGGACGAGAGAUGAGUCUGGAAACAGGCAGGCUGUAUCCUUGCAAACUCGGUCUGGGUUUGUCCCUCGGGCCGUCCCUGUCUACCAAAAUACAUGUUCCCUUUCUAUGCAAAAUUGGCACAUGGGCUCACCCAUGUGUCAAAAGGGGGGAUGGUAGCAGAAGUAACAAAGAGAUGGUUCACAAAGGGGUUUUCAAAUUAUGCUGCAAAAUUUUGCAAGCAAUGCUUGAUAUGUGCACAACAUAAUGCAGGUCAAGGUAUCAGACUAACUCAAGCAGCACACCCAAUACCAGACAAACCAUUUGAUCACCUCCAAAUGGACUUUAUUGAACUGACACCGGGCGGCACGGUGGUGUAGUGGUUAGCACUGUCGCCUCACAGCAAGAAGGUCCGGGUUCGAGCCCCGUGGCCGGCGAGGGCCUUUCUGUGUGGAGUUUGCAUGUUCUCUCCGUGUCCGCGUGGGUUUCCUCCGGGUGCUCCGGU
Molecule: messenger RNA, 6154 nt
Organism: Neoarius graeffei (lesser salmon catfish)
Lineage: Eukaryota; Metazoa; Chordata; Actinopteri; Siluriformes; Ariidae
Exons: 3
Coding region: 1276-2487 (403 amino acids)
Molecular function (GO): nucleic acid binding; zinc ion binding
Source: RefSeq, a predicted model, not a curated record